AUUGCUGAGUUCAAGCUGAAGUGAUUGGCUUAUGCUGCGAUGAGCAAAAGAGAAUAUGGAAACCUUUGCUCGCGAACUCGCGGUCGAUUGGACGCAGAACAACCGACUAUAUUGUUUAAGCUCUAUAAAGUAGAUGUGUUCACAUGUUACGAUCGAGCCACAGAGCGCAAUGUACGACAUGCCAGGCUGUCUAUCGAGAGUUGUGACAUUGACUUGAGUGUCUGUACUUUACGGUGGUACCAUUACUGAAGAAUCGUCACAAUGUGACAACAAAGGUAACUUUUCUACACGUUAGCACUCAAAUAUAGGGAACGAGAAACAUAUGGAAAUGCAUCUGCCGAAAAUCUUGCUCACAAUUUGGCACUUUUUCAUACAGAUAUUUGAUUCGAGUUUUAGCAAUAGCUUUGACGUCAUAUAAUCAUUUCGCACUGAUAAAAGAACCGAGAAUAUGGAGGAUGGAUUUAUGCCGACCAGUUUUAAUUGCAAAAUGUGGCAGAAGCGCGAGUUAAUGAACAGCUACUUGUUUAGUUACGAAGGCACUUUGCAAAAUGACAAUUCCGUCCACUGCCUGUGAUCUUCAUCCACGGGCUUUUCAAUUCUUUUGUUCAAGAAACGAUGGAGCAAGGACAUACAAAAAGGUCGGACAGGGUAUUAAUUGUGAGUGUCAGCUCAGCUCAGAUGACAGGAAUACUGAUCUAUCGUUUGCGAUGAAACCUCGCAACCUCAAGCAUGAAUUUUGGCGCACAUGAAAUUAUUGCUAUCAACCUUACAUUCUUUAACAAGUGGAAUCAGGUAAUGCGGUUCAAUUCUCUCCACAUUGCAUGUGUCGAAUACUUUUGAUCACUUGUUCACGUAUUGCCCUUCUCGGCAUAACAAUCGAAUUCAAACGCGACAACUCAUAAGCAUAAAUGGUCGAUACGAUUGGAGCACAUCGGCUUUGUUUACUUAGUUGCAUUCGGUGACAGUUCGACGAUAAGGCUUUGAUCUGGAUCGUAAUUGAAAAUAGCUUUCAAUACUACGCGCAUGCAGCCUCCCGACUCUUACCCUAAAUCAUUCCGAUCAUCGGCCUCAAUCUUGUUUAAUAAAGUUCAAGAUCUAAUUUUUGAUCAUGAAAGCCUACAAAGGGUAGUUUCUGCUAAGCAAAACUUGUGAAAAGUGGCACUUUGUCUAUGAACUUGUGGCACAUUGAUUUAUCUGGCAGAGACAUUAAAAACUAUGCCUUUACCAAAUGCAUUAGUUUAUCCGUUGUGAGCAUCAACAUUUUGGGGCGU
Plasmopara halstedii is the source of this 1271-nucleotide messenger RNA. RefSeq lists its product as uncharacterized. NCBI's taxonomy places the organism in Eukaryota, Oomycota, Peronosporomycetes, Peronosporales, Peronosporaceae. The record is from RefSeq and is a predicted model, not a curated record. The transcript has a single exon. Bases 549 to 749 code for a protein of 66 amino acids.